UGGUAGCCCAAGCAAUCACAACAGGAAUAGCUGUCACCGCUCUCAACUCCUUGAAGAUGAGAGCUCAUUACGUCCUUGCCUGCCUGGCUUUACUGGUGGCCACCACUGGUGCCGCCAACAUAAGGCCCUCAGUGACAGCCGUGAAUAACCAGCUGUACCGCCGCUUUGUUUGCGUGAACAAGUCUAAUGGAUUCCGUGCUCUGGUGCCUGGUAGCUGCUCCAAAUACUACGAGUGCCAGAAUGGCGUCGCCAUGGAGACCACUUGCUCGCGUUUCUUUGAUCCUAAGGUGCAGGGAUGUGUCACCUAUAACACUGGAUGCGUUGAGGUGAUGCAAACAUCAGCUACAGCAUUGAUUGGUGGUAAUUCCGGCACUGUUGCAGAACCAUGUGCAGAAACGGUAACCACUACAUGUGUCCCACCCGUGACUACCACCUGCGAAACGACCACCCCCUGUAAGCCAGAGACGGCAACUACCACAUGUACGACACCGACAACUACCACAUGUACAACGCCAACAACCACUACUUGUACGACACCUACCACAACUACAUGUACAACACCAACAACAACAACAUGUACAACACCAACAACAACCACUUGCACAACACCAACAACAACCACUUGUUCAACAGUGACCACAACCACCUGCACAACACCAACAACAACCACCUGCACAACCCCAACAACAACCAAGACCACAACACCAACAACAACCAAGACCACGACACCAACAACAACCACGUGCACGACACCAACAACCACCACAUGUACAACACCAACAACAACUACAUGUACAACGCCAACAACAACCACCUGCACAACCCCAACAACAACCAAGACCACAACACCAACAACAACCAAGACCACGACACCAACAACAACCACGUGCACGACACCAACAACCACCACAUGUACAACACCAACAACAACCACCUGCACAACACCUACAACAACCAAGACCACAACACCUACAACAACCAAGACCACGACACCUACAACAACCACCUGCACAACACCAACAACAACCACUUGCACAACACCGACAACAACCACUUGUACAACACCAACAACAACCACUUGUUCAACAGUGACCACAACCACCUGCACAACACCAACAACAACCACCUGCACAACCCCAACAACAACCAAAACCACAACACCAACAACAACCAAGACCACGACACCAACAACAACCACGUGCACGACACCAACAACCACCACAUGUACAACACCAACAACAACUACUUGUUCGACAGUGACAACAACCACCUGCACAACACCAACAACAACCACCUGCACAACACCAACAACAACUACUUGUUCGACAGUGACAACAACCACUUGCACAACACCAACAACAACCACCUGCACAUCACCAACAACAACCACUUGUUCAACAGUGACCACAACCACUUGCACAACACCAACAACAACCACCUGCACAUCACCAACAACAACCACUUGUUCAACAGUGACCACAACCACCUGCACAUCACCAACAACAACUACUUGUUCGUCAGUGACAACAACCACCUGCACAACAACCACAUGCGUUGUACCAGUAACAACACCGUGCACACAACAAACAUCGGGCAGUAAGGUAAGACCCUCGUCUGUUCAUGUGAGACCCGCCGCGAGACCGUUCCACAGCCCUCUGUCCGAGACACAACAGCAGCCAAUGGAGAUGGCUUCGGCAACGAAUGAAUUGAGCAUGAACCUUUACACCAGCUACGUGUGCCGCAACAAGCCCGACGGCUUCAUGCUGGCCUCCCUAACGAGCUGCAACAACUAUUACAUCUGUCGCUACGGCAAGCCCCUGCAAGUUAGCUGCGGCAAGAAGUACUUCAACGCGCUGAAGGGCAUCUGCGAUCUGCCCGAGAACACACGCUGCGUACAGCCGCAGGCUUGAGCGAGUCGCUCACCCGUUGACGGUACUCCCAAUGCAUAGGAAUGACUAACUGCACCAUCUUUAUUAAUAUAAUUAACUACCAUAUAAAAGAGUUGUAUCUACUGAUUUAAAUAUCACAGAAAUGCAAAUGCUAAU
Drosophila montana is the source of this 2045-nucleotide messenger RNA. It is a transcript of the gene Muc26B, whose product is annotated as Mucin 26B. Gene Ontology annotation, molecular function: chitin binding. Bases 57 to 1910 code for a protein of 617 amino acids. Lineage: Eukaryota; Metazoa; Arthropoda; Insecta; Diptera; Drosophilidae. The record is from RefSeq and is a predicted model, not a curated record. Gene Ontology annotation, cellular component: extracellular region. The transcript has 2 exons.